AUGAAUAACCCAACAAUUGUCUUCUCGCUCGGCGCCUGGAUUAUUCCGGCUGUCUUUGAUGCUACCCGCUCCCGGCUGGAUGUCCUCGGAUGUCCUUCUGUCUGCCCCGCUCACCCUUCAAUUGGUGCGGAGCCCCCUACUAAGACACUGUUGGAUGAUGUCGCCUCACUCCGUGAGGUUUUGGUGAAGCUCGCGGAUGACGGCCAAGAUUUGGUUGUUGUGGGUCACUCCUACGGUGGAGUCGUUGCCUCAUGUGCCGUUGUAGGGCUGAGCAAAAGUGCCCGUGCCAAAGAAGGAACAGCGGGUGGUGUGAUCAAGGUGGUCUAUCUUGCCGCAUUUGCUAUUGAUAAGGGACAGAGCUUGCUGGGCAUGCUGGGCGGAAACUAUCUGCCCUGGAUGAAGGUAGAAGGUGACUACGUCCUUGCAGAUGGUGCUGGAGCAGUUGGUUGGCAAGAUCUUCCCCUUGAAAAACAAGAAAAGUGGAACGCAUUGUCACUGCACACUUCCCGUGCAGUCUUUUCCGGCGAGUCAACAUAUGAACCCUGGAGAGAUAUUCCCUGCGCCUACAUCAUUUGUGAACAAGAUCAUGCUCUGCCUCCUUCUUUCCAAGAGCUAUUUGCUUCCAAGAUGGGUGGCCCGGAAAACACCUACCGUCUCCCAAGUUCGCACUCCCCAUUUUUGAGUAUGCCAGAGCGUUUGGCAGAUCUCUUGCAUCAAGUUGUUAAGGCAUAA
Penicillium longicatenatum is the source of this 732-nucleotide messenger RNA. RefSeq names its product alpha/beta hydrolase. The transcript is spliced from 2 exons. The record is from RefSeq and is a predicted model, not a curated record. Bases 1 to 732 code for a protein of 243 amino acids. Lineage: Eukaryota; Fungi; Ascomycota; Eurotiomycetes; Eurotiales; Aspergillaceae.